Amphimedon queenslandica is the source of this 465-nucleotide messenger RNA. RefSeq names its product kelch domain-containing protein 4-like. The record is from RefSeq and is a predicted model, not a curated record. Gene Ontology annotation, molecular function: protein binding. The annotation marks the transcript as partial. The transcript has 3 exons. Lineage: Eukaryota; Metazoa; Porifera; Demospongiae; Haplosclerida; Niphatidae.
GAAGAGAAGAAAUCAAUGUGUUCUGUGAUGGAGGUGUGUCACCUAAAGACUGGUAGGUGGGAGCAGAAACCCACCACUGGUAACCCUCCACUGGGUUUUGUGGGCUAUGCAGCUGCUGCCAUUGGAAGGGAAAUAUUUUAUUUUGGAGGAUUGUGUGGUCAUGAUGGCUGUUCUCAUAAUAGUUUAUACAGUUUUAAUGUUGAUACCUUUAAUUGGAAAGAACUCUCUCCUACUACAUUUCGACAUGGCCCCAUGAUGAAGGCCUACUGUGACAUGAUAGCAAUAAAAGUGAACGGUGAGGACUAUCUUGUAGUAAUUGGAGGAACUGGACCAUCUUCUAAUAAUAAACCCAAGCAACCUAAAACUAAUGAGAUCCAUUUCUAUAAGCUUUCAACAGGUGGAACUGGCGGCAGUGCUUUUGAUAUUUGGAUAUUUGAUAUUAUCAAUAAAUCAUGGAAGGAGCUG